Molecule: messenger RNA, 1905 nt
Organism: Penicillium argentinense
Lineage: Eukaryota; Fungi; Ascomycota; Eurotiomycetes; Eurotiales; Aspergillaceae
Product: transcriptional regulator family TF
Exons: 5
Coding region: 1-1905 (634 amino acids)
Biological process (GO): regulation of DNA-templated transcription; DNA-templated transcription
Molecular function (GO): zinc ion binding; DNA-binding transcription factor activity, RNA polymerase II-specific; DNA binding
Source: RefSeq, a predicted model, not a curated record
AUGGACCCAACUGCCCCACGGGGUAAGACCCCAUCUCAAAGUAAGUCGUCCAAGGUGAAAAGUGCUUGUGAUUUAUGUCGGUUGAGAAAGAUCCGCUGCGACAGGGCAACUCCCGCCUGCGAAACCUGUACCCUGGCAUUUCUCCCAUGCACAUUCACCCCACCAUCGACACAGAACCGGAAGGGGCUCCGACAGGAAUUGGUUGACAGCCAGGCCCGCAUUCAGCAACUGGAAGAUUCUUUAGCCGCUCUUCAGAAGUCAGCUCAGUCUACCCCUGGCAGGAGUGACGAACCAACCGGCGGCAUAAUUUCCGCGCCGGCUUUACUAAGCAGCAGCACCUCGCCUGCCUCUCACAGUCUGGUACCCUGUGACUCCGUACCAAUUGGGCUUGUGACGGACACACAUUGUCUUGAUACAGCCCUUGCGUCAUUUAAAUGGCAUAUGGCAUAUUGUGGGCUCGGAAAGUCGCUUUCAACGACAAGAGCAGCAUUCUACUCGAGUAUCUAUCAGCGGACAGGGUAUACUUUUGAUCUCGACGACUUUCUCAACGAAUUGGCUCAACCACUCAUCGCGCAAGGCCUCGAAGGGGCGAGGAGAUCAAAGACUGUGAAAUGGCCACCACUAUCCCUGGUCCAGCAAUGUGUGAAGUACUAUGCAAAGUGCGGGCUUUACACUCUAUUUCCGUUCGCAGAUUCCGCGGCUCUACAAGUCCUCGUCAAUGCCGACGUCCUCAAUCGUCCUGAAACAUCCCGGGCAGCCAAUCGAGCUUGUCUAGCUGCGUUUACAGCAAACAUCACGCAGAUGCAUCGUCACGAUCCACAAUUCCGUGAUACCGACCCCGACGCCUAUGCACAUGCGGCAUUGACACUACUUCCUGCUAUGCUAACAGAACCGCCUGAUCUCAGGACUCUAGAGGCUAUCAUGAUGCUGAAAUUCAUUGCUCACACAUUACAGGCAAUAUUCAUCUGUCCCCUUGGCCAACCCCAAUACGCAGAGAUGCUCCUUGGUAUGGCCGUCCAGGUCCUCUAUAACCUAGGAGGCCACAAAGUCCGCCCUCAGCAAAACAAUCAUCUCCGAGUCAUGUUCUGGAUAGUUUACGGCAUGGACCGCGAAUUUGCGACUCGCAAGUCACAACCGCCUCUCAUCAACGAUGCCGAGUGUGACCUGGAUCUACCCGCAGCAUACGCACGCAAGCCAUCGGAACAUCACAUCUUCUGGAGACCACUUUCUUCAAUCAAGGAGCUUCUCUAUCCAUCCGAUCUGCGUCUUUCAUUGAUUAAAUCUCGGAUUCAUAAACUUCUAUAUUCCGUCCAAAGUCAGGAGUACUCAGAGGCGAAACGACUGCAACACAUCCGAGAACUCGAUCAUCAAUUGAGUGACCUGAAAGCGGAAUAUCCAGUGGAGUGUCGACCAGAUGCAUUCGCAACAGAAAGCGCACCAGACUAUCUGUUUCAUGAUCUGAGUAUUCGCGGCGUCAGUGUCCACUUGGAGUAUUACUACUGCCUUGGUAAGAUCCAUGGUGCGAGCAACACGGCUCAAAUUCCCUCGUCAAAAAGCCUCUCGCCACUCCCUUCUAGCUCGGAGAUAUGCUAUGAGGCAGCGAGGUCGACACUGAUUUACCUCGGCCGUGUGAGGCAUUACAUCAACUAUCAUACAUUCUGGAUCCACGCCCAGUUCGUCUUAACUGCCGUCCUCACACUCUUCCGCUUCCUCAUCACCCUCCCCACCGCACCAACAUUCACACGCGACAUCCAAAUCCUCGAACAAACAGCCAGUAUCUUUGCACCAGCCCGCCAAACAGACGAAGACGGCAACUUCUUUCCGCCUUUCCACUUUACGCACGAAUUGAUCAUGAAAUUUGCCUACCUGGCAAAACAGGCACAUAUCAAAGCUAUAGAAGAGUGA